Molecule: messenger RNA, 6026 nt
Organism: Drosophila pseudoobscura
Lineage: Eukaryota; Metazoa; Arthropoda; Insecta; Diptera; Drosophilidae
Gene: aus
Product: argus
Exons: 15
Coding region: 11-3394 (1127 amino acids)
Biological process (GO): autophagosome-lysosome fusion
Source: RefSeq, a predicted model, not a curated record
UGGAGUCGCCAUGGACUACAACUACAACUACAACUAUAGCAGCAGCUACAACAACAACAACAAAAACAACAACAACGAAAACAGCAUAGAACAGGAUACGGCGCACCAGGAGCAUCAGCAUCAGCAUCAGCAGCGGCAACAAAUGCAGGCAGCAGACAGGAUAGCGGCGGGCACCAGCUCUAGCUCUGGCCUCAGCGGGAACACGUCCACAUCCGCAUCUACAUCCACAUCCACAUCCAAGACGAGAGCAGGAACAACGUCGUUAAUCUAUUUACCGCCUUUCUGCUAUCCAUGUAAGCAUGUGCCUGCGGCCGGCAGCCAGUGUCGGAGUCAGACCCAUAGCCGUAGCCAUUGCCAGACGAGGAGCGAUAGCAGGAGGAGCUGCCACGGCAGCUGCUGUUGUCAGCAUUACUGGGAAUAUAAAAAUUAUGAUAAACAUGCUUCAGCGUCGGGUUUGACACCAGCUACAGAUACAGACACAGCCUCAGCCACAGCCAGAACCACAGCAACGGGAACGGCAACAAUGUCCUCCUUCUCUGCACCGUCACCGACAAGAACCGGGAAAUUCCUCCAGCAGGAGGAGCACCAUGGUUGCACCGAUCUCAGACAGACGUUGCAAUUAGUUGUGCCAACUGUUGUGGGUGGUGGCAGCAGAGCCCUGGAAUGUGGCAAGCACAGGCAGCUGGAACCCGCGGCGGCGGCGGCAGCGACGGCGUCGGACCAGCGAUGCUGGCGACGUGAGCGAAUGCGACGCGAAAGACCAAGUCAUGCGUCUGCAGCCACACUGGCCAAGGUAAAUCCAAUCAGCAGAGCAGCAGCAACAACAUUGAGGGAAUACAAUUCGCAAGCAACGACCAGCACAGAGGUGGCCACGGUGCCACGGUGGGCCACAACUGGCGCAGAGCUGCCGCACGAUGAAGACGCCGCAGCAGGAGCGGCAGCGGCAGCAUCUACUCCUGCUGAUGAUGAUGAUGAUAAGGAGGAGCAGGCUAAGGAGGAGAAUGACUAUGAGUAUGAUGAAUGUAGGUGCUUUAACUAUAACGGUGAUAUUAGUCUGGAGCGAGAGAAGGAACAACAGCAGCAGCAGCAGAAUGGAGAGCCCCAGCAACUUGCCAGCGGCAGCGGCAGCGGCAGCAGCAUUACGUGGCUGAUAUUCCUGUGGCAGCAGCUGGUCUUGCAAGCAAACAAAGCCUCAUCCGACUCGCGCACCCACUCCAAGUGGGCCGCCAGGACAACGACGAGGAGCAACAGCAUGACAUCGACAAAAAGUUGGCUUGGCCCGCUGCUAAUGCUGGUGCUGGCCACGUCCGUCAGUGGCUGGGGCGGCCGACAAGAUGCUCCCACAAAUUGCACAUUUCCGGCUCGAUGGGAGGGAUCCUGGUUCCUGUCCGGCUAUCAGCAGUCGAUACACAUCAAGGGAUCGCAGUUCAGCUACCGCGGCAGGUGUACGGCCUACGAUGGUAACAAAUAUCUGAUUGUCGAUGAGAAAGGAUGUCAUCGUUGCCUGGUAAUCUAUGAGAAGCAUACGAAUGUGCUCCAGUAUAAAGAAAGUGAGUGCGAAGGUGAUAGUAUGUAUAUGCAUCAGUCGAACCCAUCUGCACUGGCGAUGCGUAGCUCUAAUAAACAAAGUGAUCAUAGGGGGGGAGCUCAUCCCAAUACGAACGGGCAUUCAAGACUAUCAUCAUCGGAUCAGUACAUAAUGAGAUCCAAUGACGAUAUGAAUGAUUGUCCCCCAGACUUUUGCAAGGGCCGUGAGACUUUACAGAAUCUCUGCGACCAAAUACCGGGCGAUGCCCUGCUGUACUCCCUCUUCCGGGAGAGCGCCGAGCCGGUCAAGUGUCCGCUCAAGGGACCCUUCAUAUUCACAUACAACCGGGGCCAUGGGGAGUGCAAGUCGCCAGUGUCCAACAUUGAGAGCUGCACGGAGGAGAGUCGCCUCCUGCUGAGCUUCCAGGCCUGUCCCGAUGUCCUCGGGACCGAGAGUACAGUUGAGGAACUGACGUGUCUGGCGACCUGGAAGGAUGGCAACUCACGCUAUUUGGUUGGCCUGGUCUCGCACCAUCAUGCCAUCUCGAACGAGGAACGAUAUCGCUGCUUUGUCUAUGAGAAAAUCUCCGCGCUGAUGGGUAAUGGCGGUCCCAGCAUGCUCAGCUCAAAGGAUGCCGAGUAUAAGCUGGCACAAUCCGGCGACGCCACUUGCAAUGGCUUAGACAGUGCCGAGGUUGGCUCCCGCAUCAUGUCCCUGCGAAAACCGCCGGUGGCGGAGCGCUGUGACUUCCCAGCCUGGUUCAAGGGUCCCCGUCACUGGCAUGCACUUAUGGGUUAUGCCGUCUACAAUUAUCACCCCAAUGAUGGGUCCGUGCACAUUAUUAAACCCAACGGCUAUAUGGAGACACGUGCGCUCUGCGAGCAGAUAAAUAAACAGACCUCAACCGAAAUGAUGGCCGUGGUGCAUUACACGACCGGGUGUCAAUCAGGAUUCAUGUGCAUGAUGUUCUACCGCCGGGACACGCACGUCAUUGAAAUACAGACGGGCAAGCCGGCCGUUCGCCUGGAGGAUGCCUGUGCACCGGAUCACUUUGAUAUUAAUAAGAUGGCCUACAUUACCUUGCUGGCAAGCAAUCCGGAACCGGCGAUUUGCCCAAUGGAGGGACUGUACAACCUGCGCGGCGCCAUCGGGCCGCCGUAUUUGGCCACGCGCCACAAGCGCAAUCACAACGGCAAAUCGCACCUGGGACACGGACAUCAUCACCACGAGAGUGCAGACGCGGGAACUUUUGGUCAUAAAGGACGCAGCACGCUCAGCUUUCGGAAUGCCGAACACAUGGAGCGUGGCUCCUGGCAUGCCAAUACUCGCGGUCUUCCCGUACGCAGUCGACGCAGUGCACCCCAGGAUCCGCAGCAGCAGCAGGCGCUUGUACUGGGCAACGUGAAUAGCAACGACACGAGUGUGGGAUUUGUGGCCACGCGGAAUCGGCGCGAUGUCCCGGGCUGUGUGCCUAACUACAAUGCCCAACGGCAGCUUUGGGUAGGAUGCAGUAAACCCAACUCGAUCGACGUUAGUCCGCUGUGCAGUGUGGAGGGUGAAGAGGAGUACUCCUGUCACGGCUCCUGGAGCGAGAAUAGUACGUUCUUCAUCAUAGCACGCCACAAGGGCAGCAAGCACGGCGUCUGUCUAACCUAUCGGCCAACGGAGGGCACCUCAGCCAAGUUGGUUGUAGGCGAUGCCUGCUACCGAGGCACACAGAAGCCACCCGAUCACCAUUUGGUGGCCAAUCUGUCAGUCUUUGGCAAAUGCGGCGAAACGGGCUCGAGUGCAGGUGAUGCUCAGCUGGGCAACUGGCUCCUGCUGCUGACAAUGGCCACGCUGCAAUGGCUCUACCUGCGCAGCUGAGUUGCAAGCGGUGGCAAACAACAAACUGCACCACAAUUCUAAAUAAGCACAUAAGCAUUACAGGCCACAGCGCUGUGUAUGCAUUUACUAAAACCCCAAAACCAAAUCCCAUUAUGAUCGACAUGUAUACAAGACACAUUUAAGACUUAUUGUAUAUUUCAUGUAGUAUGUGUAAGGCGUAAUCGAACCACUCCCAGACUCCAGACUGGUUUGGCUGUAAAUAAUGUAUUGUUUUUAUUUUUCUUUACUGAUGAACACACACUUUUGUUUAGUUCUAAGUGCUUAAAAUAAACAAGAAUCCGAUAUAGUAAGGGGCACACAUACCCACAAUAUGAAAAUUGAAAAUGGUUUGCAAUAAAGCCUUAGAUCAGCGCUAUUUGUAUUAGGGCUAGUAGAACGCGUCUAUUACUAAGAGUAGCGCAAGGUUCAUAUAUGUAACUAUUAAUGCAAGUAUGUAUGUAGCAAAUGCUAUUUAUUUAUUGUACGAUUAUCCACUAAGCAGAGCAAAGACACAGCAACGAGAAGGAGAACACGAAACAAACCAUAGAAAUGACAUCAGACAGUAGAACUAAACGAAUACAAGCUAAAAGCUUCUUCGUUCUGUUUUCUUUUUAGCCAUCUCGUAGUUUGUUUUGUGGCACAUACAUAUUUUUAUAUAUAAUUUCCGAAAUGUUUCCUACAACAAAGUACAUACAUACAUACAAAUCACAGGACGAAUGCAACAUUUUAAACUAUAUACAAGAAUUAUGAGAUGCAUUCAAAGGAAAUGCGAAAACCGAAAACCAUUUUCGCGAAAUGUACAAAACAAGAAGAGAUGGGAUGUUGGCUCAUUCGAGAUAGGUGUUGUGCUGCCGUUGUGGCAGUGGCAUACAGGCAGGCAGGCAGGCAUGUAAAUGCACAUACAUAUACAAUAUAUUUUUAUGUACAAAUGAAGCAAAAUCGUACAUACAUACCAUACGAGUAUAUAUAAUGAUGAAUAACGUUUUGCAUAGGAUCGCAUUGGUUUCAUAACAUAAUUAAUACCUUGCAAAGUACGCAUAUAUUGAUAUUGUAUGAUUCAUUAUAAUAGUACUAUACAUAUAAUCGGGAGUACAUAGGAGUACAUACAUAGGCGUUUAAGAACUGUGAGGAAUUCGAGCAACUUUGAUAAGUAGAGGCACACCACUUUCAUAAUCAAUCAACUAACUUCGUAAGACACAAAACAAAACAAAAACACAACAGACAACUCUACCAAACAGAACAAAGACAGACAAGUGAAUCAGCAGCUAGGGAUGCUAAAAUAAUUAGAGUGUUUAAGACAAUUAAGCGGUGAUAUAGGUCUAGAAUAAACAACUGUGUAAAUCUCUUAUGAAAGCACAAGAAAAGAACAGAACAGAAUAGAGCAGAGCAGAACAGAUGCAUGCAGCAGUAAUGGAAACAACAGCUACUAAAGCGGACGAGUGGCGGAGGAGAAUUAAUGAUGAUGAUGAACUGUAUCCAAAGGAUUUCAAAAACUAGCAUUUUUUCUUUUCCAUUAGCAGUACACGAGCGCAUGCAUUUGCCCAAUAUCCGAAACCUAAGCGAACGAGUAAACGCGUAAACAAUUAACGAGUAAGAAGAGAACGUAAGCAGAGCAGAGCGAUAGAGGAGAGGUGAGGACAGUAGAGACCCUUCAAGGCAACUAGUCAAAAUUUACGAAGCGUAACUUUGAGUUCCAUGUAAAUAGCGAAUGUUAUGCGAAUUGAGAAUUGAGCAACGGUGGCGUACGCGGUGUACGAGUAUGUAUACAUAUGUAUGUAUGUAACUAAAUGCUAGUUAGCUAAAAGGAUUGUGGCAAGAGAUCAGAAACACUUGGUAGACAGCGACAGCGACCCAGCCGUGGCGCUAGGACAGGCACAGCGGGCGGGCGUACAGAACAUAAGAGUUACUUUCUAAGAACUAUGUAUACAUUCAACAAACAUCUAUAUAAAAUUACGAAAAUAACAUUGUAAACUCGAGCAGCAGAGCAGACACAAAGUGGGAAAAUACUAGAGAACACGAAGAAAAAAAAUCAUGACCGGAAACGGCAAUGGCAGCAGCAUCCAGUCAACUCCUUAUAGAGAUAGAGAUGGCCAGACAAAUCAGACAUCGUAAUGUACAAAAUGUACAAUGAUCGGCCGGAGUGCACGGCAGUAGUUAGCAGCAGCGCAGCAGCUGAGCCCGAGCAGCGGACUCUUGAAUAUUUUUUGAGUGUACCUCUCUUUAAAUAGGCAUUUCAAUUUGUUGUCAGCUUUUAAAAAGUAAAUACGAGCAUAUUAAAUAAUAUUGAAUGCAUUUUAAACAAGUAAAAACAGAAACCACAUAAAUCAAGCGGAACAUUGAGUAAUCCUUCAAGUCGAAGUACAGUUUUAACGCCCAUCCUCCUGUCUCCAUCAGCCAGCACACGAAUUCCAGCUGGUUGGCGCUUUACUGGUUUAUUUUGCAAUUGUUAAGCUGAAACACUUUACCAUCCCGACGCCCAACCUCCCAAUGUAAGAUCCAGACCCAGAUCCAAUUCCAACUCCAGCUCCAGCCUUAGUUGUUUUCUUGUGUCAUUGUCAGAACUUUAACGUGUUAUUAAUGUUCCAAACGGUCUCCACAAAUGUAUUCGAAUGUUUCUAAAAACUGCUAAAUA